This is a messenger RNA of Callorhinus ursinus (northern fur seal), 2381 nucleotides long. The record is from RefSeq and is a predicted model, not a curated record. NCBI's taxonomy places the organism in Eukaryota, Metazoa, Chordata, Mammalia, Carnivora, Otariidae.
AUGGACAAUUACGAUGUGAUCAAGGCCAUUGGGGAAGGUGCCUUCGGGAAAGCAUUCUUGGCUAAAGGGAAAUCAGAUAGCAAGCACUGUGUUAUAAAAGAGAUCGAUUUUGCAAAGAUGCCCAUCCAAGAAAAAGAAGCUUCAAAGAAAGAGGUAAUUCUUCUGGCCCAGAUGAAGCAUCCCAACAUUGUAACAUUCUUCAGUUCGUUUCAAGAGAACAACAGGUUGUUUAUUGUGAUGGAGUACUGUGACGGAGGAGAUCUCAUGAGAAGGAUCCAUAGACAACAGGGAGUGUUAUUUAGCGAAGAUCAGAUUCUGAGUUGGUUUGUACAGAUUUCUCUAGGACUAAAAUAUAUUCAUGACAGGAAGAUCUUACACAGAGACAUAAAAGCGCAGAACAUUUUUCUUAGCAAGAACGGAAUGGUUGCAAAGCUUGGGGACUUUGGUAUAGCAAGAGUUCUGAACAAUUCCAUGGAACUUGCUAGAACUUGUGUUGGAACACCAUACUACCUGUCCCCAGAGAUCUGUCAGAAUAAACCCUACAACAAUAAAACGGAUAUUUGGUCUCUUGGCUGUGUCUUGUAUGAGCUUUGCACACUCAAGCAUCCUUUUGAGGGUAACAACUUACACCAGCUGGUUCUGAGGAUUUGUCAAGCACAUUUUGCCCCGAUAUCACCAAGGUUCUCCCGUGACCUGCAGGCCUUGAUAUCUCAGCUCUUUGAAGUAUCUCCCCGAGAUCGGCCGUCUAUUAAUUCCAUUUUGAAAAGGCCCUUUUUAGAGAACCUUAUUGCCAAAUACUUGACUCCCGAGGUCAUUCAGGAGGACUUCAGUCACAGCCUCACACAUAAAGCAAGACCGUUGGCUUCUCAGCCUGCAGGGAAGUGGGUGCAAGAUUCUACGAUACAGAAAGUGAGAUUCCAGGGAAAGUGCCUACCAAGAUCAAGGCCAUCAGAGCCACUUAAAAGGAAGGAGAUAUUGUAUAGAAAUGAAUGGAUCCCACCAGCUGGAGCUCGGAAGCCUGUACCUAUAAAAAUGGUAGAAAGGCCCAAACUUGCUGCAAUGCAUGGACAUUAUGACUAUUAUUAUGCCCAACUUGACGUGUUGAGGAAGAGAGUGCACAAACCAACUUACCACUGUGUUCCUCAAAAAGAUUCUGGAGUUGAGGAGAAUUAUAAUCAGAAAGAAAGCCACAGUCCAUCACCAGAUCAAUGGCCUGCUGAAUACCUUCAGAGGAAAUUUGAAGCUCAACAAUAUAAGUUAAAAGUGGAAAAGCAGUUGGGUCUUCGUCCAUCUUCUGCUGAGCCAAAUCACAACUGGAGACAAAAGCUAAGAAGCAACAGAGAAGAGUCUCGAUUCCAGGAGCUGCAGAUCAGGAGAAACGAAAUGAAGGAACAGGAAUAUUGGAAGCAGUUAGAGGAAAUUCGCCAACAGUACCACAAUGACAUGAAGGAAAUUAGAAAGAAGAUGGGGAGUGAACUGGAGGAGGACUCACAAAUAAGUCAUAAAACCUAUGUAGUGAAGAAAAGUGACCUGCCCGUCCACCAAGAGGCACCUGAGGAAAAAGCGCCUGUGCAGGACAUUGAAAGAGACUUGAAACAAAUUAGAGUUCAGAACAUAAAGGAAAGUAAAAUUCUAGAACAAAACUGUAAAGCCAAGAGAGGGGUGAAGUUUGAAAUUAGUUUAAACCAAUGUAUUUCUGAUGAAAACACCCUCCAAGAGGAAGAGGCAAUGGAUGUGCAAAAUAAAACUCUGACCUUUGAGCAUGGCAUGAAGCUUAAGGAAUAUAAGUGCGUGAAGGAGUAUGAAGAUUAUACAGACAAAGCAUUUGAAGAACUCUGUUGCCCAGAAGCAGGUACGUAUACUGGUGCCUCGGCAGAGAGCAGGAGACGGUGGGAUGUGCCAGCUGCUCAGACUGUGCUAGAGAUGAUGACAGCAGGGGACAUCACCUCCACCUGCACCCCUGUGCCCGAGGUGGGAACAUUAGAACAAUGGCUUCCUAAAGAAGAUGAGGGGAAUAUGGAAAUGGCCUCUGGCAUUGAAGUAGAUGAGGAACAACCAAGAUCUGACGAUGACGAUACGAAUUUUGAAGAAUCUGAAGAUGAUUUGAGAAACGAAGUAGUAGAAUCCCUGGAAAAACUUCCUACUUCCAAAGAGGAAGAAAAAAGAGAAGAGGCUCCUGGUUUCACUAAGGGUGCUGAAAAGUUCGGAGGAGAGGGGAUAGGCACCCAGAAAUAUGCAGAAUUAAAUGAAGGUUUAGAGAAUAUUUCUACUCGAGCUAAUGACAAAGUAUGCAUUGCUGAUGAAAACCGAGAAACAUCAACAACCUGUCAAAAUAUACAAGUGUGAUUAUUGUACUUUUUCAUAAGUGUGGAAGAGAGAGG